AUGAGUGAUGCUCUGUGUGGCCCCUCGAAUGCGCUGCAGAACUUCCAGAAGCAUGCAUCUGUUGAUCGUACCCUUCAGCAAGAUAGAAUUAUUUCUCGACAAUCGCCUUCUCAAGGGUUUCGAUCUCAAAAUUCAAGCCAAGGGGUUCUCGAUCCCGAGUUCGCCGCAUUUGAGUCCGGUCUAGCAGGAGCGCCGCUUCACGAUGUACAGCAUGCCGGCCCUUUCGUUCCUCCCUCUCAGCAUUUCCCCGUACCAGGCCCGGCAGAAUCGUCAAAUUGGGCGGCAGACUUUCAGAAUAUGCAUAUAUCGGGACCUUCGCAUUCUUUCCAUCAAACAUCAGGACCAUCAGUAGCGCCGAUGGCAGCCAUGUCACAACAGGGUUGGCAGAAUGAGUUCGCUCAGCAGCAACGACCCUCUUUCCAGCAGCAUCAGCCACAUGUCCAAGGGCUUCAGCCAACCUUUGCACCUCGCUUCCCUAUGACUGGUGCUGCUUUCCCCCCCGCGCAAGCCACCGCAGCAAACCAGCAACCGAUGGCCGACACAUUUGAUGAAUCGGCGUUUGAAGCUGCAUUUGAGCAGGCACGGGCAGACAUGAUGUCGCAGGAAACCGAGACUGCACCUGUUCACGCUGAGGAAGUCGUGGAAGAGACGAAUUAUGUUACGGCUGAAAGCACGGAAGAGAAGAUCAAGAUAGGGUCGGAUACCAUUCCCCAGACCGAGAAGAACGAUCAACAGGCACGGGUGAAUGAUGCGGACGAGCUCGCCCGAACUGCGGGGCAGCUUUUAGACAGUGUCAAAUAUGAUCAAAGCCAGAAGUUCAGAGAAAGCAACUUCCUUGCCUUGAUGCGCCGCAUUCGCGACCGUGAGGUUCAGAUCGAGGGGGAUGAAUUUCGCGAAGUCAGUACCAGCAGUCCGUGA
This is a messenger RNA of Aspergillus luchuensis, 918 nucleotides long. RefSeq names its product protein pex20 (gene pex20). Bases 1 to 918 code for a protein of 305 amino acids. The record is from RefSeq and is a predicted model, not a curated record. NCBI's taxonomy places the organism in Eukaryota, Fungi, Ascomycota, Eurotiomycetes, Eurotiales, Aspergillaceae. The transcript is spliced from 2 exons.